This is a messenger RNA of Poecilia latipinna (sailfin molly), 2027 nucleotides long. RefSeq names its product voltage-dependent calcium channel gamma-1 subunit-like. The coding region runs from base 522 to 1208 and encodes 228 amino acids. Gene Ontology annotation, cellular component: membrane; L-type voltage-gated calcium channel complex. The transcript is spliced from 4 exons. The record is from RefSeq and is a predicted model, not a curated record. Gene Ontology annotation, biological process: regulation of calcium ion transmembrane transport via high voltage-gated calcium channel; calcium ion transmembrane transport. NCBI's taxonomy places the organism in Eukaryota, Metazoa, Chordata, Actinopteri, Cyprinodontiformes, Poeciliidae. Gene Ontology annotation, molecular function: voltage-gated calcium channel activity; calcium channel regulator activity.
UGGCCUUUGAUGUUGUAAGAAUUGCAGGGGGGGAAGAAAAAUCUGAAUCAACAAAUUGUAUUAAAACUUUAAAUCAAUGAGCUCAGUCUUGCUCUAACACUGGUCCUAAUUGCUUUGCUCCAAAAUAUUGAUGUAGGGAGCACAGAGACAUCCAGGCACACCUUGCUCAUUCACUAAGUGAAUGGCCUUAGUUUACCAAAGGCGAGCAGGGAGGGAGAGGAGGAGAGAGGCAGAAACUGGGGCACUGUUAUCUGGCCUCUUUUCACCAACCACAAGGCACAAGGCAGAGAACGAAAAAGACAGACCCUUGAAGAGCAGGAGCGACAACAGAGGACAUCGGCGGUGUGGUGAAGGCGGCAAAACAUCUGGAGACAAUGUCCGAUGUCAAGAACUGAAAAUAUAGAGGACCAGGAGCAACUUCCGCGGCAGUUUGUCCAGUCACUCGCCCAGCUGACACAAACCGGUGGCAAGCACGGACGCGCACACCCACGGCUCGGCGCGCGCCAACUCGAAGCUGCAACAUGUUCGAGGAGCAGGUGACAAAGGUCAAGAUCACGUCUGUGGUGAUUGUCGUCGGCAUGUCUGCGAUGCUGGCGGCAGUGGUGACAGACCACUGGGCCGUCCUGAGUCCCAGGGUGGAGAAGCUCAACGCCACAUGUGAGGCGGCCCACUUUGGCCUCUGGAGGCUUUGCAAGAAGACCAUCUUCAUGGUGAAGGAAGACCCUCAGGGCAAAGGAUGUGGCCCCAUCAGCUUACCUGGAGCAAAAAACUGCUCCUACUUCAAACACUUCACAUCGGGAGAAGAAGCUGAGGUUUUUGAAGUGAAGACCCAAAAAGAGUACAAUAUCUCAGCUGCAGCCAUCGCUAUCUUCAGUCUGUUCUUCAUGAUUCUGGGCACUCUGUGUGUGAUCUUUUCUUUCGGAAAAGGGCGAGACUACCUGCUCCGACCUGCCGGGAUGUUCUUUGCCUUCGCGGGCCUUUGCAUUAUCAUCUCCGUCGAAGUGAUGCGACAGUCUGUCAAGCGAAUGAUCGAUAGCGAUGAGACCAUCUGGAUUGAAUACUAUUACUCCUGGUCCUUUACCUGUGCCUGCGCCUCCUUCACCCUCCUCAUCCUCAGUGGAGCUUCCCUUCUUCUUAUCUCAAUGCCCCACAUGCCUCGUAACCCCUGGGAAUCCUGCAUGGACGCUGAGCCAGACACCUUGGAUUAGCCAUGGAUGGUUUUGCAGGAAUCAAAUUGUAAACAGAGAUUUAAAAAAAUGAUGGUUGUGUGUCUUUCAAUCCUUUAAUUAUGUAUAGCUCAAGUAAAAGACAUUAAGUUUAUUUAGAAUGAGAAUUAACUUUUUUUAAUCUCUUCUUUUUUUGUCUCUUUUUCAAAUAUUCCAAAAUUUAAUUUGAAUUUAAAUUCAGAGUUUUCAUCAACAUUUAUAGACUACCAUUUUGACAGUGCUUUGCAAAAGUCUUCUUACCCGGUGAUCUGUUUGAUAUCUUGUUUAAAAUUCACAAUUUGAGUGUAUUUUUAGGGGGAUUCUGUGCGACAACACCAACACAAUGUAGCCGUUCUUUGAACUGUUAGAUUUUGGCUAUCGUUUGAAAUAUACUGCAAAUCACCUUGAACUCACCAUGUCGAGCAUGAAACAUGGUGGCGUCAGCAUCAUGCUGUGGGAACGUUUUUUUUUCUUCUGCAAGAACCAACAGCUCCUCAGACUGAACAAUGAAUGGAUUUCUGAAGUUAUUUUGUGUCAGUCAUUUGCAUAAAAUCACCCCAGAACACUUGAAGUGUCUGGAUGAGUUAAUGCAGAAACGACCACAGAAUGCGAGUACUUUUGUAAGGCACUGCAGUUUCGACAUAGGCAUUUUCACCAAACCAUUCCAAAAUUACACCCUUAAGCUUCAGUUAAGGCUGUAAAUGCUAUAGCUACGACAUGUAGAGUAGGAAAAUUAAACUGCUUUGUUCGUCCUUCAGCUGUAAACGACGCUUCGGUUCACCUGCAAAUAAUACUGUCGCCGUUAGAUAAAGACCUCGUUUA